This is a messenger RNA of Coregonus sp. 'balchen', 3915 nucleotides long. The record is from the annotation of a GenBank genome assembly. Lineage: Eukaryota; Metazoa; Chordata; Actinopteri; Salmoniformes; Salmonidae.
CAGUGACGAACCUCUUUACUAGUACUUCCGCACUGAAGGCAAAUUGAAGUAUUUUUCAAGACUAUUCUAGAUUAAAAAGUAGAUUAAUGUAAAGUGAUUUUACCGAGACAGUUUUCGAGGCGGGAUUUUCCUAUUGACAAUAGACGAUAGGUGAAUGUUUUCUCUAGCGCUGAAAAUGUAGUAAUGCUGUUGUCUUUUCAUUCGGGACACUGGUAAAAUAUGGCCACUGUUUUAGAGUCGUAUCUAGAUUCCCGUGAUGAAGAGAAAGAACGCCGAGUAGACAUAAUAUGCUUUUGCUUGAUCGUUUCACUAAAACAAUGAAUGACGCCUAGCUAUGUUUCUGAUUGAUCCAAAGGGAGUGACGUCUUUUUUUCUGAAUGUUUAUCAAACAUCAGUUUGUAUCUGACGAAUAGGCACCGCGUUUUUUUGCUGUCAACCACGUCUCCUCUGCACAGCAGCGUAAUAAUAGGCCUAAGAAUAAUAAUCCUACUAUAUUACCAAUUGAGAUGGGUGAUUUUGGGAUUGUUUUACGUCUUGAUAUGUUUUGAUAUGUUGGAGUUUUCCUAUUGAUCUCUUAUAAUAAUGGCAUUAUUAUUGUUAAAAUAUUUAUUUUAUAGUAAGAACGAAUAUAUUAUGUUAUGUCAUGAUUUUCUAUUUUUGACUUCUGUAUGAGUAUGGGACUUCUGUAUGAGUAUGGUACACUUCUUCUCAUGACACUGCUAGUCAUUGCUCAGAAACAUAAAUUAAUGUUGCACUCUCUUCUCAUCAUGCUUGACCCUUAUCAUAUUGUAUGAGCCUUUAUAAUGUCUUAUAAGCCUUUAUAAUGACAUAUUAUGUCUCUCUAGGACAUUUUCAACUGCCUCAAACUGGCUGUUAUUAAAUCAGGAUCAUUCUGAUAAUAUAAUACCUCAUAAAGGGAUCAUAUUCUUAUAAAAGUCUUAAAAUGCAUUUUAACCACAUAAUAUUCCAUAUACCUGUUAUCAAAUUAAUUGCCACUGUGUUUUCUCUCUCCCACCAGGCCUGCAGGCAGCUGCCAUGUCCAUGGCCCAGCAGCAGAACCAGGUGAUCCUCCAGUUCCGCUUCGGAACCUUCGGAGACUCUAUGCUGCAGAAGAUGAACCUGCUUCGCUGCCAGACCCGCUUCUGUGACGUCACCGUGCGCAUCAAUGACCUGGAGGUACGCAUCUAUCAAUCACCUGUGUUUGUACACUUAUUAUAAGCAUUCUCUGCUGCUUUUACUGUUUACCAAGUUUUAAUAUAUUUUGUAUCUAUUUUGAUUAUUAUUUUAUUACGUACAUCACCAUGAGUUGCAGUCUCUGUAUGAAUUGUGCUAUACAUUUUAUUACAUUUUUUAUAAAUAUUAUUAUUAGGUCCCCGGUCAUAAGGUGGUGUUGGCUGCUGGUUCUCCCUUCCUCCGGGACCAGUUCUUCCUGCAGGACUCGUCCACGAGGGAGGUCCAGAUCUCCAUGACCCAGGAGGCGGAGGUGGGCCAGCGGCUGCUGCUCUCCUGCUACACGGGCACCCUGGAGCUGCCUGAGCUGGAGCUGGUCAACUACCUAACUGUGGCCAGCUUCCUCCAGAUGGGCCACGUGGUGGAGCAGUGUACCCAGGCCCUCAAGAAGUUCAUCCAGCCACGACACUGCCAAGUGAAACAGCAGCCUCAGGAGGAGGAAGGAGAUGGAGGGACUCUCAGAGCCUCUCCCACCCAGAAAAUACAGGAGCUGCCCCAAGCUCAGUUAAUACAUCGUGAGGAGGAGGAUGAUGAAGAUGAUGAUGUGAUAAUUCAGCCGAUGACCCCUCCCCAGAGGCAGAGGCGAGACAGGGGUGAGGGCGAGGAGAGCCCCAUCACCAUCGUAAAGGUGGAGGCCGUUUGUGAGCGGGUGUCGGAGAUGUCUGAACGCUCCUCUGCCUCCAUUGCAGGGUGCUUCCACACCAGCCCCCCAUCGUCGUUACACUCCCCUGAGCCCCAGCACUCCCUCAUCAACUCCACCGUGGACACCCGGGCUGGCGAGAUGACCAUACCACAAAUGCCAGGAUACCCGCUCAGCCCCCCUCCACUACCCACCUCAGCCAUUGGGAGACCUAAUCUGGGGGGCCACCUACGAAACUCAGACAAAUCACUUCAGUGGUACCACCAAUGCCCAAAGUGUGCCCGCGUGUUCCGCCAGCUAGAGAACUAUGCCAACCACCUCAAGAUGCACAAGCUGUUCAUGUGCCUGCUGUGUGGAAAGACGUUCACCCAGAAGGGUAACCUGCACCGGCACAUGCGGGUCCACGCUGGCAUCAAGCCCUUUCAAUGCAACAUAUGUGGCAAGACCUUCACUCAGAAAUGCUCUCUCCUGGACCACCAGAACUUACACAGCGGAGACAAGCCCCAUCGCUGUAACUACUGCGACAUGGUGUUCGCACACAAGCCCGUGCUCCGCAAACAUCUCAAACAAAUCCACGGCAAGAACAGCUUUGACAACGCCAACGAGCGGAGCCUACUACAUGACGGGGUUCUGGAUUUUGAGUAUGGGCAUCUGCAGGACUGUAGCAUGGACAAUAGCAUGGACAAUAAGCCUGUUGUUAUGGAUAACUCUCUUUAGUGCUGUAUCACGUUUAAUUUCUGCUGAGUCAUAAAUUAAUAGCUGCGUAGUAAUGUUAGCUUAAUUGUAAACCGUAUCGUACGGUACUUGAAGGUACAACACUGAAUAUUAGAAUAAAAGUUACUGUAUACAGUACAUGUGUUCAUAUUUCAUAACAAUAUUAAUUUAGUGAAUGAGUUAACAUGAUAUUUAAAAAGCUGCCCUGAUUGUGUGUGGUGUCAUUUUUGUAAACAUGCAAAUGCUUAUUUUAUUUAUGAAUAGACAACAGAAUGUGAAUCUGUUAGAUUUUUUAUCAGAUGAAAGUAGCCAGCUUUAAAAAUGUGUCAUGCUGACAUUUCUGUUAAGUCACAACAAGUGUUCUUAAGUGAAAUGAGUGCCAAAAAUAUUUACUGAAAUGAUUUGUCCUCAGGAGGAUUGUUUUGGCUAAGGUAGCCCACAGUAGGACCAAAGUGAUGAUAGUGUGUCUGUAAAAGAUAAUAUGUUAUUAUUGUCGAUUAAGCCUGUUUUGGAAAUGGGUAGACAAUAAAUGUUGUAUCUUGUAUGAGUACGUGACAUGUGGGUGAGAAGGAUGAGGAUGUUGUGUUUCUACUGUGCCAUAUCAGAGGAGCAGACACCCAACAGGAAAACAAUGAGUCCCACAUUACUUUAAGCGACACUAAAAGCUGAUAUAUUUGCAAUGUUAUUAGAUUGUUAGGUACAGGAUAAUUACAGUGUGUGUACACAUUAGUACUUAGUACAGCCAGUUUGGGGCCAACUGUCAAUUGAAAAUGUAUUUGCAAAUCUAAUUGAUAGCCUACAAAGUCCAAACAUGUAUAGUUGUAAGUACUAUGCAACAAUGUGUAUCUACACUGUAAUUACACUGUACCUGUCAAUGUAACCACCAUGUAAAUACUAGUACACAUUUUUUUCUGCACAAUGGAACCAAUCAAGUUACUGUAGUCAGCCUGUAACCCCAAAAGCAUUACUAUGCUUCCUACAGCAGAUGGAGCCAUUGUAUACCAUGUAAUCUCACAACAUGAUGUGCUGUCUUUUGUAUCCUCUGAGAACACUACAUGUAGAUGGCCAUUGUUGUGGUUGUAUCACUGAUGUUACAGUACUGUAUUUCAAGAUUGUAAGAUGAUUUACGUUGAUGACCGUACCUCAUGCCACAGCAUCAGGGUUAUUAUAAUGUAGUAAAUUAAUGGACUCAUCAUGUUUACACUAUUAUUUUUAUCUGCUCCAUUUAGAUAUCAAUAUCCUAUUGUACUUCAUACCAUGCCUUACGAAUAGAUGUAUUCACUGUCACACUGAUCUAUUGUUUUAGUUACAUACAGUACCAGUCAAAGGUU